AUGGAGGCUUUGAAGCAGUUGCGCAUCGGCAAGCGGCUCGAGGUCGCGUUCGCGGCGGUGCUGGUGCUGAUGCUCGUGGUGUCGGUCGUCGGCGUGGGCGGCAUCUACCGCGUCGCCGCCGGGCUGGAGACGGUCUACCGGGACCGCACGGUGCCGCUGGCCCAGCUCGGUGAGCUGAACAACCUCUCCACGCGCAACCGGCUCAUCAUCGUGGAGAUGCUGCGCGCGCCGGGCUUCGACGAGAUCAAGCGCCGCAGCGACGAGCUGGCCGCCAACCUCAAGCGCGGCCAGGGCCUGCUCGACCAGUACCUCGCCACCCGGCUCACCGGCGACGAGCGUGUCCUCGCCGACCGAUUCGUCGCGUCGCGCAAGGCCUAUGUGGACGAAGGCCUGCUGCCGGUCAGCACGGCGCUGUCCACUGGCGGCAUGAGCACUGCGCUGCAGAUCUACGAGGAAAAGACGCUGCCGCUGGCGACGCAGACACGCGAGCUGGCCGACAAGCUCGUGCAGCUGCAGAUUGACGUGGCGGCCAAGGAGUACGAGCAAGGCCAGGCCACGCGCACCUCGGCCGUCGCGACAGCCGUCGUCCUGACCGGCGUGGCGCUGGCCCUGGGGCUGGCGAUGGCCUGGAUGAUCACGCGCUCGAUCACGGCGCCGCCCGGGCAGGCGCGGCCGAAGUCGGUGGAGUAG
This is a messenger RNA of Ostertagia ostertagi, 690 nucleotides long. NCBI's taxonomy places the organism in Eukaryota, Metazoa, Nematoda, Chromadorea, Rhabditida, Trichostrongylidae. The record is from the annotation of a GenBank genome assembly.